AAGACUCAAAUGUUCAGAUUCAUUUCUAGAUAUGUUCGACGCAUUUUUAGUUUUAAUUUUCAUUGCAAUAAUUGCAAUUACAACGGGUCAGAAUAUAUUUAAAAAUGAAAAUUCACCGGGGGAUGAUGCAUUUUUUCCAAAUGAAAUUUCACGUUCAUAUCGUCAAGGAAAAUUUUUUCCAUUUUUUAGUGUAGUACGAUUUGCAAAUUCAGAGUGUACCGGAAGUCAUACUUUAAGUGGAACAUGUUUUACAAAACGAGAAUGUGUAAAUAUGAAAGGUGUCGAUUCUGGAUCGUGUGCAAAUGGUUUGGGUGUUUGUUGUGUUUUCGAAAAAACUUGUGGAUCGACGACAAAUAUUAAUAAUACGUAUUUUAUAAAUUCGGAAUAUCCUACGAGAUAUUUGGGUGGGGAGCAGUGUUCGAUUUCUGUUUCCAGAUGUAAUUCAAAUAUUUGUCAGUUACGUAUAGAUUUUAUUGAUUUACGACUCGCUCAACCAAAUGCAAAUGGAACUUGUGAUAAAGAUGUUGUAUUAAUUUCUGGAGGAUCAUCCAAAGUUCCAAGACUUUGUGGCGAGAAUACUAAUCAGCAUGUUUAUGUUGAUUUUAAUGCCGAUAAUCCAAUAACGAUUUCAAUUCACACGAAUGCAGAUUUUAGUUUUGAUGAUCGACGAUGGAAUUUUAAAAUACAACAAAUUGCUUGCGAUUCUUCAUUAAGAGCUCCAUCAGGAUGCUUGCAAUAUUAUACCGGCAUUUCAGACACAAUAAUGAGUUUCAAUUAUGGGAGUCUUGUAAAUACUAGAGCUCAAUCAGUUGGAUCACGACAAAUGGCUAAUUUAAUGUACGGUGUUUGUAUAAGAAUGGCUUUAGGAUAUUGCAGUAUUGAAUGGUCUGAAUCCAAGACAAAUUCAUUUUUAGUCACUGGAAAUCUUGGAGCAAUACCUGUUAAUGAUCCAGAUCCAAAUGUAGGCGCUGAAUCUGGUUCAGAUUGUGAUAAAGAUUUUGUUAUUGUACCAAAUCCUUAUGACGAAACGGGAACAGCUUUAAAAGCUGACAGAUUUUGUGGAACUAAAUUUGUCACUAAAUCCAGUAGUCUAAAACCUUUCGCACUUUAUGUUGUCACUAACGAUAAUUUUAUGGGCAAAGUUCAAAGCAAAGGAUUUUCGUUAAAUUACAAACAACAAACUUGUGCCGUGUAA
This is a messenger RNA of Leptopilina heterotoma, 1195 nucleotides long. RefSeq lists its product as uncharacterized. Bases 32 to 1195 code for a protein of 387 amino acids. The transcript has 9 exons. The record is from RefSeq and is a predicted model, not a curated record. Lineage: Eukaryota; Metazoa; Arthropoda; Insecta; Hymenoptera; Figitidae.